Molecule: messenger RNA, 5733 nt
Organism: Ictidomys tridecemlineatus (thirteen-lined ground squirrel)
Lineage: Eukaryota; Metazoa; Chordata; Mammalia; Rodentia; Sciuridae
Gene: Anks1b
Product: ankyrin repeat and sterile alpha motif domain containing 1B
Biological process (GO): ephrin receptor signaling pathway
Cellular component (GO): cytosol
Molecular function (GO): ephrin receptor binding
Source: RefSeq, a predicted model, not a curated record
GCGGGGAGGAGGACCCGAGGAGGGAAAGGACUCUGGGGGAGUCGGUGAGGGACUAUGGGGAAGGACCAGGAGCUGCUGGAAGCUGCUCGCACUGGAAAUGUGGCUCUGGUGGAGAAACUCCUGUCUGGCAGGAAAGGAGGGAUCCUGGGCGGUGGAUCCGGACCCCUGCCCCUGUCUAAUCUGCUAAGCAUCUGGAGAGGCCCCAAUGUGAACUGCACUGACAGUUCCGGUUACACUGCUUUACACCAUGCAGCCUUAAAUGGACAUAAGGACAUAGUUCUCAAACUACUUCAGUAUGAGGCAUCAACAAAUGUGGCAGACAACAAAGGUUAUUUUCCUAUUCAUCUGGCUGCCUGGAAAGGAGAUGUGGAAAUUGUGAAGAUUCUUAUUCAUCAUGGACCAUCACAUUCCAGAGUCAAUGAACAGAACAAUGAAAAUGAAACUGCCCUACACUGUGCAGCUCAGUAUGGACACUCAGAAGUAGUUGCUGUCCUCCUAGAAGAGCUCACUGACCCUACGAUUAGGAACAGCAAGCUUGAAACACCACUGGACCUGGCAGCACUCUAUGGACGACUUAGAGUAGUCAAAAUGAUCAUCAGUGCACACCCUAAUUUAAUGAGCUGCAACACUCGAAAGCACACACCGCUUCAUCUUGCUGCUCGCAAUGGUCACAAAGCAGUUGUACAGGUGCUGUUGGAAGCAGGAAUGGAUGUGAGCUGUCAAACAGAAAAGGGGAGUGCCCUUCAUGAAGCAGCUUUGUUUGGAAAGGUGGAUGUUGUGCGAAUUCUGUUAGAAACAGGAAUUGAUGCCAACAUAAAGGAUAGCUUAGGAAGAACUGUCUUAGAUAUUCUGAAAGAGCAUCCAUCUCAGAAAUCUCUCCAGAUUGCAACACUCUUACAAGAAUAUUUAGAAGGCAUGGGAAGAGCAACAGCCCUUGAAGAGCAUGUACAGGAAGAUACAACACAAGAAACCCACAUUUCAUCUCCUGUUGAAUCUCCUUCCCAAAAGACCAAAAGUGAAACUGUGACUGGAGAACUAUCAAAACUCUUGGAUGAAAUAAAGCUCUGUCAAGAAAAGGAUUAUUCUUUUGAAGAUUUGUGCCAUACAAUAUCAGAUCACUACUUAGAUAACUUGAGCAAGAUUUCAGAGGAAGAACUUGGGAAAAAUGGAAGCCAGAGUGUAAGAACUUCAUCUACAAUAAAUUUGUCACCAGGAGAGGUGGAAGAAGAUGACGAUGAUGAGAACACAUGUGGGCCUUCAGGAAUUUGGGAAGCACUGACUCCUUGUAAUGGAUGUAGGAACCUUGGCUUCCCCAUGCUUGCACAGGAGUCCUAUCCAAAGAAGAGGAAUUAUACUAUGGAAAUUGUACCAUCUGCUUCUCUGGAUACUUUUCCUUCAGAAAAUGAGAACUUUCUAUGUGAUCUCAUGGACACAGCUGUUACAAAGAAACCGUGUUCCUUAGAAAUUGCAAGGGCACCUUCCCCAAGAACUGAUAAUGCCUCUGAAGUAGCAAUUACUGCUCCAGGAACUAGUAACCAUAGAAACAGCUCAACAGGCCCAACACCUGACUGCUCACCUCCAUCCCCUGACACUGCCCUCAAAAAUAUUGUAAAAGUUAUUCGACCCCAGCCUAAACAACGAACAUCUAUUGUGUCUUCUCUGGAUUUUCAUCGAAUGAACCACAACCAAGAAUAUUUUGAAAUCAACACAUCAACAGGGUGUACAGGCUUUACUACCAGCCCUCCUGUUAGCCCACCCACCUCUUCUGUGGGAACUACAGAAGUCAAGAAUGAGGAAACUGACCAUACAGAUGACCUCUCUCAACAGGAAGACAAUGAUCCCCCUAAAGAAUAUGAUCCUGGGCAAUUUGCAGGCCUUCUCCAUGGAUCUUCUCCAGCCUGUGAAUCCCCUGAAAAUCCAUUUCAUCUCUAUGGGAAAAGAGGUCAAUGUGAAGAAAGACAAGAUGAAGUCAGUUUGGCAAACAGUCCAUUACCUUUCAAGCAGACUCCAAUAGAAAAUAACUCAGAAACUGUGGUAAAGAAAAUUAAACCCAAAGUGGUCAGUAGAACAAUUUUUCACAAAAAAAGCAACCAACUCGAGAACCAUACCAUUGUCGGCACAAGAACAACCAGGAGUGGAUCCCGGAGUGGAGACCAGUGGGUUGUGAAUACGGGGGGAUUUGUGGAAAGAGCUUGUACUCUGGGGAGAAUAAGGUCAUUGCCUAGAGCCCUGAUCGACAUGCAUUUAUCCAAAACUGUCUCUAAAUCUGAUUCUGAUCUCAUCGCCCACCCUUCAAAGGAGAAAGUAUCCAGAGUUAACUGGAGUGAAGCUUCAACUGCUGAACACAGUUCUAAAGGGAAUUCUGAAAGAACACCGUCUUUCACAUCUGAAUGGGAAGAAAUUGACAAAAUAAUGAAUUCCAUAGAUGUUGGAAUCAACAGUGAACUUGAAGAGAUGAAUGGUGAAACCACAAGACCCAGAUGCCCUGUCCAAACAGUGGGACAAUGGUUGGAAAGCAUUGGGCUACCUCAGUACGAGAACCACCUGAUGGCUAAUGGAUUUGACAAUGUGCAGUUUAUGGGAAGCAAUGUUAUGGAAGAUCAAGAUUUGUUGGAAAUUGGUAUCCUUAAUUCUGGGCACAGACAAAGAAUUCUACAGGCAAUCCAGCUCCUUCCAAAGAUGAGACCCAUUGGUCAUGAUGGUUACCAUCCCACCUCUGUAGCCGAGUGGCUGGAUUCCAUUGAACUGGGUGACUACACCAAAGCCUUUCUAAUUAAUGGCUACACAUCGAUGGACCUUUUGAAAAAAAUCUGGGAAGUUGAACUUAUUAACGUUUUAAAAAUCAAUUUGAUUGGCCACAGGAAACGCAUUUUGGCAUCUCUGGGAGACAGGCUGCACGACGAUCCUCCACAGAAGCCCCCUCGGUCCAUCACCCUCAGGGAACCCAGUGGUAAUCACACUCCUCCUCAGUUGUCUCCAUCACUUAGCCAAAGCACUUACACCACUGGUGGCUCCCUAGACGUUCCUCACAUUAUCAUGCAGGGCGAUGCAAGGAGGAGAAGAAAUGAAAACUACUUUGAUGAUAUUCCCCGAUCAAAACUGGAGAGGCAGAUGGCCCAGGAAGAGAACCAUGUGGAAGUGCUGCUAUGGCCAGGUCCCUGCCUGGAAUUCCACACACAGUGUCUUAUUUAAUCCUCACAACAGCCCGUGAGGAAGCCGAAGUGGGUGAGUGCUGUGCCUCACAGCAGGUAAAUAGUAACUGUGUGACCUGGACCAAGUCGUGUGGUGUCUCCGAACUUCAGUUUUUUUUGUCUUUGAAAUGUGGAUGAGGCCUGCUUCUCAGGUGUGUGUAUAUCAGAUAAUGUAUGUGAAAUCAUAAUUAAGCUGCAAAGUGAUGGACAGAUGGGUAGGAAGGUAGGUAAAUGACUAUAAAUUCUAACAUACCAUCUGUGGGUCCCUAAUUCAAAGAUCCUUGACUCAUUGCAAGAACAAUUAAUGCCAAAAGCAAGUGGUCGGAUGGCUGUAGCAUUCUAUAAAGACCAUCUUUUUAUUCUAGUGUUAUCCAUGCUUAGAAUGUAUAUUAAGAGUGGAAUUGGAAUAUUCCUUUUGAUUAUCUUAAUUGUGUAAAUACAAAGUCCACAAUACAGCAUACAUCAUGAUACAGAGGGAUCAGCACCAAAUACCCUCAAAGCCAGGGAUAGCAUAGGAUAGAAGGAAUCCUCCGUCAAUUCAAGUUACACAAGUAUGUCACAAAAGAUACUUUAUGUUAAUAACAUGCUACUACUAUAACAUGGUUACAUAAGACAGUGAGAGGAGAGGAAUUUUGCCUUAAAUAAAACUUAGAACUUUUUAAAAAUACAUAGUACACAAAAUAGGUAGCUAGAGAAGUAUGAAUAUUCCAGAAAGCCUUGAGGCAAACACCUAUCUCUAUCUGGAAAGUGAAAAGAUUGUAAUUUAUCCUACUCUAUUGGUCCUGAGGAAAAAGGCCUGUUUUUCCUCAAAAUUCUACCCAUCACUCUGGCAUUAUGGGAAUUUACAGAAUGAACCUUCAGAAAAUAAUUUUCAACAGCUAGGUUGAAAGGAACAGCAUUUAAUAAAGUGAUUUCCCCCUGAAACUCAACAAGUUUUCUUAUUACUAUUAACAGCAGAAAAUUUUUCAAGUCUGUAAGUUAGUGGCUAGUUUUUAAUUUAGAUCUUCAUCACAUAGCUGCCACUUGGAAAGCCUCAGCCUGUCCAAGAUUUCCAAAUUUUCCUCCAUGAAGGUCUAAAGAGCAACUCCUAAUAUUUAAGCACAGACAGAUAAAAUAUAACCAAAAAAGAAGGUGAAGAAUCAACCCAGUAAGCUCUUCCAUCAGGAAUUUCCAACUUGACAGCUUGUCAAUUAACAAGCUGAUACCCCACCCCAGGGACCAUUGGAAAUGUGGGUAAUAUCUUGCCCUGUUUCAAGUCAAGAACUCUAGACCAAAGGCCACCCAUGACCAAAGGCAUCACACCAAGCAGAAGUGGAAGAGGUGCCCUCGUACUUGGAGCUUAGACCUGAAGUCUGCACACCUUGUUAAUUCACAUGGUUAGUUCAUUGCCUCUUCUCAAAAUGCAUCCUGCCCUCACUGUGACCAUGUAGGGAUUAGGAAGUUCAGUACAAUUAGUGUAUUAUAAAUCUUGUACAUCACCCUUAAAUAAAUAAUCAGAAGAAAUGAGAAAGCUGCUCGAAUGGAUUCUUCUUAGGUUUUGAUACUCAUCUUCCAAGUCUGGAUUCUUCUGUUUUCUGUCAAGUCCCCCAAGGAAGCAAAUGAGAUGACUGGGAUUUGUCCUGACAGAUCCCAGUCGGACCUAAACAGCUCAAGUUCUUCUGCUAGGAAAGCUCUGAUGUUGCCACCGUCCAUCCAAGUGCUGGGGCUUGAUCCAGGUGACUGCUUCCAAUUAAAACAUGACUGUGUGUGUGUGUGUGUGUGUGUGUGUGUGUGUGUGUGUGUGUGUGUGUGAAUCAAUACAAGAGAGUCUAUCUUCAACUGAAUAAAUAAGAAAGAUGACAAUAUAUGAAAGCCUAUUUCAGUGGACUUGACCUUGUGAUUUUUAGCAGUGCCUUAGGCCUGCUGACAUUGAGCAGCUUGUUCUCAAAGAAGCACACCAGGCCAUUUUUCUGCUUGUUAAGUUUUUUGAAAGUUCUUCAUUACAUUCAGUCCAGUUCUUGAGUCCACAGGUCAGAGUUUUGACUGUUAUGAUCUGACCUUGCUAAAUUUUAAAGGGUAGAAGAAUUCUUUUAUUCUCCUUCUCCCUCUUCCUGUUCUUUUUCCAGUGUUGAAGAGGUUUUUUAAUGUCUAAAGGAAAUAGGGCUGAUUGUGCAGUUCUGCCUCCAUUAAUUCUUUUGGUAUAUGACUGAAAUAAGAUAUUAGUAAGGACUCUAUCUCCAGAUGGCUUAAGCAGAGAGAGUAUCACUUCUCUGCAACAUCCCUGUGGUCUGGGCACUGGGCAUUCCCAUGCUGCCUUGCUCUCCGCCUUCCCUGACUCAGCUCUGGGCUCCUGUGUAUACUCUUCCCAAACAGCCUUUCUCUGCAUGUGGGGAGAUUCAAGCCCAGUUACUGCUAAGCUUGAACCUGCAAGAAAGACAGCUUACCUGUCCAAUAGCUCCCUCAAAGAACCCCAGGACUGUGUCCUUUCAGUUGAGAUCAACCUUGUUUGGAUCACUGAUCCAUCCCUGACCUAAUGGGGUAGGAGGUUAGGGGGUUAGGGGGU